UUGGAGCGAACUCCGACGUCCACUUGCCUAUACAGGCAAUCUUUAGUUUUGGCGCCUCCACCAGUAAAUCGCGACGGACGCAUAACUUUGAUGGGGACUUUGAUCGAAGGGCGGGAAAAUGCCUGUUAUGAAAGGAUUGCUCGCGCCACAAAAUACAUUUUUGGACACCAUAGCGACACGUUUUGACGGGACCCACAGCAACUUCAUCCUGGCCAAUGCGCAGGUGUCUCAGGGCUACCCCAUCGUCUACUGUUCCGAUGGCUUCUGUGAGCUGAGCGGCUUUGUGCGCUCGGAGGUCAUGCAGCAGAGCUGCACCUGCAAGUUUCUCUACGGGCCCGAGACCAGCGACGCCAUCAUCCGCGUCGACACAGCCAUGCAGGAGCGCAGCGAGUUCAAGGAGGAGAUCAUGUUCUACAAGAAAACAGGUGGCUUGUUCUGGUGCCUGCUGGAUAUCGUUCCCAUCAAGAAUGAGAAGGGCGAUGUUGUUCUCUUCCUGGCCUCAUUUAAGGACAUCACUGACAGCAAAGCUAAGUCCCUCCCAGAAGAGAAGAGAGAAGAGCACCACCAGGGGCAGGUGAAGGGCGGGUCCCCCUUCGGUUCGGCACGUCUGCGGAGCAGCACAGUCCUGUACCACAUCUCUGGCCACCGCUGCAAGAGCAAGAUCAAGCUCAACAAGAAUGUUUUCGGGGACCCCCCUGCCCUUCCGGAGUAUAAGGUUGCCGACGCCAAGAAGUCAAAGUUCAUCCUGUUACACUUCAGUAGCUUCAAGGCGGGCUGGGAUUGGCUCAUUCUGUUAGCAACCUUCUACGUGGCCGUCACUGUCCCCUACAAUGUGUGUUUCAUCGGCGACGAUGACCUCACACGCAGCACCACCGUCAGCGAUAUCGCUGUGGAGAUCCUCUUUAUCAUUGACAUUGUGUUUAGCUUCCGCACAUCCUAUGUGAGUAAGUCUGGCCAGGUGAUCUUCAACGCCCGUCAGAUCUGCUUCCACUACAUGACGACUUGGUUCAUCAUCGACCUGGUGGCAGCUCUCCCUUUCGACCUCCUGUACGCCUUCAAAGUCAGCGUGGUGUCUGUGGUCCACCUGCUGAAAACGGUCCGCUUGUUACGGAUCAUUCGACUCCUGCAGAAAAUGGACCGCUACUCCCAACACAGCACGGUGGUGCUGACUCUGCUCAUGUCCAUGUUCGCACUGCUUGCCCACUGGAUGGCCUGCAUCUGGUACGUCAUCGGCAAGAAGGAGAUGGAGGCCAACGCACACACGUGGGACAUCGGCUGGCUGCAUGAGCUGGGCAAGCGUCUGGAGGCUCCGUACGACAGCAGUGUAAACAGCACAGUGGGCGUGUCUGGGGGCGGCUCUAGUGGAGGCCCCUCCCUGCGGAGCGUCUACAUCGCCUCACUCUACUUCACCCUGAGCAGCCUGACCAGUGUGGGCUUCGGCAACGUGUCGGCCAACACCGACGCCGAGAAGAUCUUCUCCAUCUGCACCAUGCUCAUCGGAGCUCUGAUGCAUGCUCUGGUGUUUGGUAACGUGACGGCGAUCAUCCAGAGGAUGUACUCCCGCUGGUCACUGUAUCACACGCGCACCAAAGACCUGAAGGACUUUAUCCGUGUGCACCACCUCCCCCAGCAGCUGAAGCAGCGCAUGCUUGAGUACUUCCAGACCACCUGGUCAGUCAACAAUGGCAUCGACUCCAAUGAGCUGCUGAAGGACUUCCCGGACGAGCUGCGUUCGGACAUCACCAUGCAUCUGAAUAAGGAGAUCCUGGAGCUGUCGGUGUUCUCCUCUGCGAGCCGUGGCUGCCUGCGCUCGCUCUCGCUGCACAUCAAGACCACGUUCUGCGCGCCGGGCGAGUACCUGCUGCGGCAGGGCGAUGCGCUCCAGGCCCUCUUCUUCGUCUGCUCGGGCUCCAUGGAGGUGCUCAAGGACGGCAUGGUGCUCGCCAUCCUCGGUAAGGGAGACCUGAUCGGUGCUAACAUGAGCAUAGAGGACCGUGUGGUGAAGACCAACGCGGACGUCAAGUCUCUGACCUACUGUGACCUUCAGUGCAUCAACUUGCGAGGGCUGUACGAGGUGCUGGACCUCUACCCAGAGUACUCCCACCGCUUCUGCCAGGACAUCCAGCAGGACCUCACCUACAACCUCAGAGAGGGACACGAGAGUCAUCUCAUAUCGAGAAUAAUGUCCAGUAAGGUCGUAGAUCCACAAGUGGAUGGGCGUGGCAAUGGAGGGGUCAUCCAGUGCUACCAGCCAAUCAGAGAGCAGGGAGACGAAGAGCAGGAAGCUGAGGAGGCGGAGGAGGACGAGGAAGAGACGGUGCUGUUCCUGAGUGACGUGCCCAACAGAAGACACACACACACACGCAGCACACACACGCACACACACACACACAGGACCAGCAAGAGUAUUCACAUUCAGCAGGAGAACAUGAGGAAGCCAGAUCUCUCAAACCUCAGCCCCAGGAUUGUUGACGGGACAGAGGAAAGCAAUAGCACAGAGAGUUCUCCAACAUUCACAUUUUCUGCUGUCCAUGGAGCUGCAAAUGCCACCGCCACAGAUAUGAUUCAGAUCAGUACAGCAGAGUUGGCAGCAAAAGCAGAGGAAACCAGAGGUCAGCUCUGCCAUCUAGACCAAGAGGUCACCUCCCUGGGCCGGGAGGUAGCAGAGCUGAGUCGUGUGAUGAGGAGCCUGGCGUUCCUGAUGGAGUCCCUCCUGACGUCCCCCCACGCCCACUCCACCUGCUCCCCCCACUACUCCCCUCCUCUACCACCCGCCAACAUGCACCCCUGGACUCCCAGCAUGCCCCUCUUCCCACCCCACCCCACACAGGUGCACCCUGGGACAUCUGCAGGGGGCGAGCAGCUCCUGCCCCCCAGGCUGCAGGACCUUCAGCUGGCGCCCCCUCCGCCACCCCCACCCUUCUCGUCCGCCCCGUCCCCCUGCGGACUCUUGCCCCCGCUGCACCCUUCGCCGCCUUCGCCCGAGAGCUGGCUUCCUGCCCGCAGUCGCUCCCUCAGCCUGGAGACACCACCGCCUCCGCCACCUCCACACCCCUGCCACCUCAACCCCGGGACCUUCCCCAGGACAGGGCUGCCUUUGCUGGGGGAGAAGCCUCUGGGGUCCCCCCCUCCACCUGGUUGCCUGUAGCCAAAACAACCAAGUCAAGGUGUGGACUGAGCACUCUCUGGAGGACACUACUGUAAAACUGGUUCAAGUGGGAUGGACCCUCUUUCUCUGUCCAGAAAGACCCCCCCUGCCUCUU
Messenger RNA from Alosa alosa (allis shad), 3263 nucleotides. It is a transcript of the gene kcnh8, whose product is annotated as potassium voltage-gated channel, subfamily H (eag-related), member 8. The record is from RefSeq and is a predicted model, not a curated record. Gene Ontology annotation, cellular component: membrane. Lineage: Eukaryota; Metazoa; Chordata; Actinopteri; Clupeiformes; Clupeidae. Gene Ontology annotation, biological process: potassium ion transmembrane transport; regulation of membrane potential. Gene Ontology annotation, molecular function: voltage-gated potassium channel activity.